Messenger RNA from Prunus avium (sweet cherry), 424 nucleotides. Lineage: Eukaryota; Viridiplantae; Streptophyta; Magnoliopsida; Rosales; Rosaceae. The record is from RefSeq and is a predicted model, not a curated record.
CCAUGUUAGCUGGCUCACAUGUUGACGGGUCAGCUAUGACAACCACUUUACAUCGCCCUGUACCUAGAAGUGGUCAUCCAAAGCCGGGACAAAAGGAGCUUGACACACGCCAAUGUACCCACUGUGGGAAGAAAAAACACACUCGGGAAACUUGUUUCGAAUUGGUUGGAUAUCCAGAUUGGUGGGUGGACAAACAAGAAAAGGGAAAAGAGAAGAAAAAAAGUGUUGCAAAUUUGGCUUCACAACCUUUACCUCAUGGUUCUUCACCACAUAUGGAUCAGUCUGCUCUCAGAGUUUUCCCCAACACUACUUCCACUUCCUCACCAUAUCCAGGAUCUUCAGACAAAGGAGCAGAUUGGUCAUGGUAAGGAAAGCGGAGGAUUGUACUACUUGGACUCAAAACUGCCUGAUCCUCAAGUAAGAA